This is a messenger RNA of Mus caroli (Ryukyu mouse), 600 nucleotides long. The record is from RefSeq and is a predicted model, not a curated record. Lineage: Eukaryota; Metazoa; Chordata; Mammalia; Rodentia; Muridae.
GCACCUGAGAAGAAGUGGGAGGAGUCAGGACAGUCAUACACAGGAUCAUAGCAACUAUGGCUUCACAAUUCAUGAAGAAUUUAAAGGAGGAGGUGACCUGUCCUGUCUGUCUGAACCUGAUGGUGAAACCUGUGAGUGCAGAUUGUGGUCACAGCUUCUGCCAAGGCUGCAUCACGGUGUACUUUGAAUCCAUCAAAUGCAAUAAGGAAAUGUUCAUUUGCCCUGUGUGCCGGCUUAGGCAUCUAUUUAGCAAUCUGAGGCCUAAUCUACAUGUGGCCAACAUAGUAGAGAGGCUCAAAGAGUUCAGGACCAGCCCAGAAGAGGAGGAGAAAGUGUUUACCUGUGCAAGACAUGGAGAGAAACUCCAGCUCUUCUGUAGAAAGGACAUGAUGGCCAUCUGCUUGCUUUGUGAGCGAUCUCAGGAGCACCGUGGUCACAAAACAGCUCUCAUUGAAGAGGUGGCCCAGAAGUACAAGGAGCAGCUGCAGGUAGUUCUGCAAAGGCUGAUGGCAGAUAAGAAAGAAUUUGAAAACUGGAAAGAUGAACUUCAGAAGGAUAGAACUUACUGGGAGGCAAGUGGGGACCCUUCCUAAGGGUGUC